AUGACUAUCACUGCUACUAGUCUACGCACUCUAUCAGCAAAAGCAUCAGGCUUAUCAGAUGAACUCCUCGAUCCACAUCGUCGACAUCGUGAUCCACAAUCUGGGAUGCGUGGAUCGGACCUACACGAAGUUCUCGAAGCCAUCAGUUCCAUGUCCAUGCAGGAUACAACUAACUCAGAAGCAAACCUUAUAAUGGACCUUGUACGAGCUAAGCGCGAAGUUUUUCGCGCACAGAAGGCACUAGCAGAGUGUAUACUACAGGAAAACGAAGUGUUGUCCAGCUUGCUCAGAUUUCGAGUAGAAACUGCGGAGACGACGCUAGACGACGCAGACAUGGGCCUGGGGUGCAUGAGACUCAUUUUCAAAAAGCACGGCUGGUCCCAUUGUCACGGAAAUCAUCUACCCGCCGGAAAUUCAUCAUCUGCUACUAGUACUACAGUUGAAGCCACUGGGGGGCGCCUCCUCACGGUCCAGCUUGAUUGA
Suillus clintonianus is the source of this 483-nucleotide messenger RNA. RefSeq lists its product as uncharacterized. Bases 1 to 483 code for a protein of 160 amino acids. Lineage: Eukaryota; Fungi; Basidiomycota; Agaricomycetes; Boletales; Suillaceae. The transcript has 3 exons. The record is from RefSeq and is a predicted model, not a curated record.